Alnus glutinosa is the source of this 2298-nucleotide messenger RNA. Its product is annotated as 3-hydroxy-3-methylglutaryl-coenzyme A reductase 1. The coding region runs from base 140 to 1891 and encodes 583 amino acids. The transcript has 4 exons. Gene Ontology annotation, cellular component: endoplasmic reticulum membrane; peroxisomal membrane. The record is from RefSeq and is a predicted model, not a curated record. Gene Ontology annotation, molecular function: protein binding; hydroxymethylglutaryl-CoA reductase (NADPH) activity. Gene Ontology annotation, biological process: isoprenoid biosynthetic process; sterol biosynthetic process; coenzyme A metabolic process. Lineage: Eukaryota; Viridiplantae; Streptophyta; Magnoliopsida; Fagales; Betulaceae.
CUGCGCUUUGUCACUCACGUCCCGCUCUCUCUAAGUCUCUAUUCUGUCAUUUUUUGUCACUUUUCCCCAAUUUACCACUCGGUAAACGAGAGAAGGAGGAGGAUUUAACAGGAAAAAAAAAUAAAAAAAUCGUAGUGCAAUGGACAUUCGCAGGCGGCCACCAAGGCCUCCGCCACAGCGAAAGACCGAUCACAACGCACAAAGCGGAAGAUCGUCGUCGUUAGGAGCCGUGGAUGAUCGGUCUCCUUCGCCAACGCCGAGAGCAUCGGACGCGCUGCCUCUGCCGUUGUACCUGACGAACGCGGUGUUCUUCACGCUCUUCUUCUCGGUGGCAUACUACCUGCUCCACCGGUGGCGCGACAAGAUCCGAAACUCGACGCCGCUCCACGUGGUCACGCUCUCCGAGAUCGCCGCCAUUGUCUCCCUCAUAGCUUCCUUCAUCUAUCUCCUCGGCUUCUUCGGCAUCGACUUCGUCCAGUCAUUCAUCUCACGCGCUUCCCAUGAAGCGUGGGACCUCGACGACCCCCACCACCAGAACUUUCUCGUCGACGACCGUACCCCUCGCAUUGCUCCUUCAUCAUCCAAAUCGCCCGAUCCUGAGCCUGUAAUUCAAUCUCUGUCUUCCGAAGAGGAUGAUGAGAUUAUUAAAUCGGUCGUCGACUGUACAACUCCGUCGUACUUGCUGGAAUCGAGGCUCGGGGACUGCAAGCGAGCGGCUUCAAUUCGGAGAGAAGCGCUGCAGAGAACGACGGGGAGGUCGCUGCAGGGUUUGCCUCUGGAAGGGUUCGAUUACGAGUCAAUUCUGGGGCAGUGCUGCGAAAUGCCAGUGGGGUACGUGCAGAUUCCGGUGGGGAUCGCCGGGCCGUUGCUGCUCGACGGGUUCGAGUACUGGGUGCCCAUGGCCACCACGGAGGGGUGCCUCGUUGCUAGCACCAACCGAGGGUGCAAGGCCAUUCACGCCUCUGGUGGAGCAGACAGCACGUUGUUGAGGGACGCGAUGACGAGAGCCCCGGUGGUCCGGUUUGGCUCGGCCAAGAGGGCUUCGGAUUUGAAGUUCUUCUUGGAGGAUCCACUCAAUUUCGACACUCUGUCCGUGGUUUUCAACAGGUCAAGUAGAUUUGCGAGGCUGCAAGGCAUUCAUUGUGGUAUGGCUGGGAAGAAUCUCUAUAUCAGAUUUAGCUGCAGCACUGGGGAUGCGAUGGGGAUGAACAUGGUGUCGAAAGGGGUUCAGAACGUCCUGGAUUUCCUUCAAAGUGAUUUCCCUGACAUGGAUGUUAUUGGCAUCUCUGGUAAUUUUUGUUCGGACAAGAAACCUGCCGCCAUAAAUUGGAUUGAAGGACGUGGGAAAUCUGUUGUUUGUGAGGCGAUAAUCAAGGAAGAGGUGGUGAAGAAAGUUUUGAAGACCAACGUAGCUGCCCUGGUAGAGCUCAACGUGCUCAAAAACCUCGCUGGAUCUGCAGUUGCUGGUGCUCUUGGUGGAUAUAAUGCCCAUGCCAGCAACAUUGUUUCUGCAGUCUUCAUUGCCACUGGCCAAGAUCCAGCACAAAAUGUGGAGAGUUCUAAUUGCAUCACCAUGAUGGAAGCCGUCAAUGAUGGGAAGGAUCUUCACGUCUCUGUGACCAUGCCUUCUAUUGAGGUGGGUACUGUUGGAGGCGGGACUCAACUUGCCUCUCAGUCCGCUUGCUUGAAUUUACUCGGUGUCAAGGGUGCGAACAAAGAGUCACCAGGAUCAAACUCAAGGCUUUUGGCCACCAUUGUAGCUGGUGCAGUUUUGGCAGGGGAGCUCUCCCUGUUGUCUGCCAUUGCAGCUGGGCAGCUUGUCAAGAGUCACAUGAAAUACAACAGAUCCAGCAAAGAUGUGACCAAAGUCGCGCAUCUUGAAGAAAAAUGAGGCCCCUACAAUGAAAAUAAAUUGCAAAUGAGGCCAAGAGAGAGAAUCAGAUAGAGGAAAGCAAAUUAAGGCAGUUGGUGCCCAUGUGAGAUUGCUUUGCUUUCAUUGCUGUAAAGUUGGUCAUUGUGGGAAGUGGGGGAGAAAAUGAAACGUGGCUAGUUGUAUCGGUCUCUCUCCCGCUUCCAUCUCUCUCUCUCUCUCUCUCUCUCUCUCUGUGCGAGUAUGAUUGCAUCCCAGGCGAUCCAUGAGAGAUUGAAGCCUCCCCUACCGUAGUAUCUAUCUAGCCUGUGGUGUCAAUUGUCGUUUUAGUAUCUGUCCUGUCUUCUUUGUUGUUAUUUGGUUUUAUAUGUUUGUAGUUGGGGACCAGAAUACUUCUUUAAGGGUCUGGUGGUUUGUGCUUUUCCUUU